GGUUGUUAACGCGUUUGUAUCGCUGAGCUCCUUGUUUUUACAUUCGGUGUAGCUACUUAUACAAUUUUUUUUUAGCCCGACACUAGACUACGAUAAACAGAUUUAAAUAUGCAUCCGAGAAGUAGUAUUUGUAUCCUGGUUAUCCUGAUGGCUGUACUUAUCUGCGAUCUUACCACAGCCUUGCCCAGUGUCAGGGUAAAGAGGCAAGAUGCUGCAGCUGCCACCACAACUCUAGAGGAACCCAAAUCGAAUGACUUGAACCCUAUUGACUCACAGGAUGGUAACCUAAGUGAUGUUGAUAGGAAUAAGAGAAAGGUACCAGAUGCAGCUUUUGAAGCUAAGAAUGCUGUUCUAGGAUUUGUCUUUGGCAAAAUCGAUAGUCUUUUGGAUACCAAGACACGAUUAAUCGACCAACUCGAUAGGACCAAUGUAGAAAAGAACAGGGAAUACAACAUUCAAGCCCCAGUACCAAUUCGUGAUUUCCAAACACUCGUCUCAGCUGUUGUCUCGCCAAAGAUUCGAGCUGUUGGUAAUCUAGCUAACGAUCUGACAACCGGAGUUUUGACAACAUUCACAGCCUUAAGUGGGGGAUCAUCUGGCAAUGGAAAUGCCCAAGCUGGUCUUGGCAAUAUCGUAACGAAAUUCUUGAGUUUCUCUGGGCCAAUUUUACAAGGAUCAUCAGGAUCAACGACGGAAUCUGUGCCCGAUUCCGAAGAAGAUAACUAUAAAAACAAACACAAGAAAACCGAAUCAAUGAGGAAUGGAAGGGCUAUAGAAGUAAAUAAGAAAGAUGAAGACAUACCCGAAUUUAACAGAGAGAAUGUAUCAUUGGACAUCCCAGAUAGACUUUUUUCACAGUCAUUUUCAACAUUGACGAAUGUGUCGAAAGUUGCAUCAAACUUCAUUAUGAACACUGCCAGACGAUAUGCAAGAUUUGUUUUGUUUUUCAAACCGCUGUUUGGGGAUGCACUGAAAGUCGAAGGAUAUAAUCCACCAACUUCAACAACAGAAUCACCUUAA
Episyrphus balteatus (marmalade hoverfly) is the source of this 1020-nucleotide messenger RNA. RefSeq lists its product as uncharacterized. Lineage: Eukaryota; Metazoa; Arthropoda; Insecta; Diptera; Syrphidae. The record is from RefSeq and is a predicted model, not a curated record. The transcript has 6 exons. The coding region runs from base 109 to 1020 and encodes 303 amino acids.